CUGUUUUUUUAGGAAGUCCUCAGCCCCACCCCCAAUGCCCAGCGCCUGGCGCACAGGAAGGAGUAAAAGCAGCAUUGUCCUCAGGCGGGCACUUGCUCAGUCUCAUGAUCUCCGCCCUCUCACAGGUGGUGCCUUGUCCCCCGAUGGCGAUGGCCGCGGUCGCCCUCCUGCCAUGCCCGAUGUCCCGGCUGGACUUCCUCAAGGCCUCGCACUUUGCACUAGGGCCGGAUCCGCGGCUGCACCUGGACGCCAUGCAACCCACGUCGCACCGGGACUUCCCGGCCUACCCGGGCGUCACCCGCGCGCUGUCGUGCCAGGAGCCGCCCGUCAGGUCCUUCUUCCGACAGGACACGCGCGCCGCAGGCGCGCAGCUCCAGUCGGAGGCGCACCGCGCGUUCGCGCCCCCGGCGCCGCAGCCGUCCGCGCCGUGGGGGACGCGGGAGCGCACCCUCGCCACGCCGGCCACCAACUUGAGCGUGUACGCGCCCGCGCGCUCCCGCACCGGCCUCUCCACCGCGCGCGCGGACUUUGGCUGGCCGGAGCUGCCGGCGCGCGCCAGAGAGCAGAUCCGCGGCGCGCGCCUCAUCUUCGACCGCGACUCGGUGCCUCCCGGCGACCGAGCCAAGCUGCGCAUCCCGCCCACCACCUACCGGGCGCUUUUCCCGCCCCACGACGCGUGCCCGCGGCCCCGCAGCCACUUCGGGGGCAGCAACACACUCCAGUGGGACCACAGGAGACAGGACGAUGGGACCUCCUACCAGAGACAGUUUCAGGCCCUGCCAGGCCCACCUGCCUCGAUGUGUAAGAGGGCCUCCUCCAGUGUGGAGCUGGGAGACUCCAAGAUUGGCUAUGGGCCCGUGUGCUCUGAGCAGAAACAAGCCUACGGGCCCCAGGGUCUGCCCCCAGACAGGUAUGACAAGGCCCAGGCCUCGGCCCACAUCCACUAUGUGAAUAUUCGUCCUGGAGAUGGGCUCUUCCGUGACAGGACCACCGAGGCUGAACACUUCUACCCCCGAGAGCCAGAGCGUUUUGUUCUUCACCACGACCAGACUCCGGCAUCGCACAUCCUGGAAGGAAAUUGGUGCCCCGGCCCGGGCAGCCUCACCACCUCCGUGCACUUCUUCCACGGCCAGCCACUGUCCGUGAACAAGCCACCCAGCUGCCACGUGCCUCACGAGAAACUGCAGAGUCACGUGGGCCUAGGGGAGUCCUCGCUGCUCGGACAGUUCUUCCAGACCUCCACUGGCACAGACUACUGCUCCCCGGGCAGCAUCCAGAAGCCGCAGAGAGCGCCCACUCUCCACUUGCUGCCUAGCAACCUGCCCCAGGGCACCGGCGAAACAGAUUUUUUAACCAUGAACCAGAAGAUGCUGAAGCCGCAUAGAACAGCUCCCGCCUCCGUGACUGACGAGAUGCUACAGCGGUGCAAGUAUAACCACAUUGAGCCCCCGCUGGGUGGACAACGCUUCUUCUCAACCCAAUACGAGGAUGAGUUUGCCUUCAAGUUCCAGGGCCCAGCGGUGCUGAGAUCGGCCAACCUCCAGGACAGCCAUGUGCCUCUGGGCUCCCCCCGCCAGUGGGUCUGUGGGGCUGGGAAGGUAGACCCUCAGACCCCCCAGCCCCCUACUUACCCAUGCCCUAGCCAGCAAUAA
Molecule: messenger RNA, 1652 nt
Organism: Lynx canadensis (Canada lynx)
Lineage: Eukaryota; Metazoa; Chordata; Mammalia; Carnivora; Felidae
Gene: SAXO5
Product: testis expressed 45
Exons: 8
Coding region: 105-1652 (515 amino acids)
Source: RefSeq, a predicted model, not a curated record